CGAUGGGAGGAAGAGGAGGAGGAGGAGGAGGAAUGCAACGGAUUCUGAAGCAGCUCCUGCACAAUUUUAAACAUGGACAACUGGCUGAGUCUGUGUGUGCUGGUGGGACUUCGGGUCGCUUGCUGCCUCGCGUAUGACGGGUCGGGCUACUGGCCUUACACUGACGAUGAGGAUGUAAGAAACACAGGUGUGCCAUGGUGUGCUCCAGUCAAAGUAAAAAAUGGACAAGUAAGCUGCCAAACACCACGUGGUGAACAUUAUAAGAAUGUUUUGGGAACUCGCUGUAAGAUCCACUGCAAGAGAGGCUAUGAGCUUCAUGGCAGCAGUGAGAUACUCUGCAUGGUCACUAAACAGUGGUCAGGAAAAUAUGCCUGCAGAGAGGUCCGCUGCCCACCACUGGCCAUGCCAUCUAACGGUGGGUUUAAGUGUUCAGAUGGUUUCUACUACAACUCCAACUGCCAGUACUUCUGUUCACCAGGAUACACACAACGUGGAGACCGCAGGGUCACUUGCCAAAGCAGCAAGUCCUGGAGCGGUGGCCAGAGUCUGUGUCUGGAUCUGGAUCCACCGGUCAUUAAGUGUCCAAAUGUGAAAGAGAAGACAGCUGAGCCAGGAAAAGUGACUGCAAAAGUCACCUGGGAUACACCGGAAGGUGUAGACACAGCAGAUGGCAUACUCACAGAUGUAAUACUAAAGGGGAAGCCUCCAGGAACAUACUUUACAGAGGGAAACCAUAAACAAUCAUACACUGUAAUGGACCGGGCUGGAAACAAAGCUACCUGUAAAUUCAACAUCAGAGUAAAAGUGCGCCGCUGCACUCCCCUCUCAAUGCCUGAAAAUGGAUGGAUGAAGUGUGACAGUGCAGGUGAUAAUUAUGGUGCAACAUGUGAUUUCCGCUGCCUGGGAGGUUACGAGCUGAGAGGCAGUGCUGCCCGAGUUUGCCAAUUUAACAUGGAAUGGUCUGGUAUGGAAACCAGCUGUGCAGCCAUGAAUAUUAAUGUCGGGGUUCGAUCUGCUGUCCAACUCCUGGACCAGUUCUAUGAGAAACGUCGUCUGCUUAUAAUCUCCACCCCCACAGCGGCCAACCAUUACUACAGAUUCCAAAUGACUAAUUUACAGCAAGCACAAUGCGGCUUGGACUUAAGACACGUGACUGUGAUUGAAAUAGUAGGAAGGUAUCCAGCUCAAAUAGGACGCAUUAGAUACCACAUUAUUCCUCCAGGACUGGCCAUACAGCUCAGAAUGCUGCUGCAGCUGUCUCAGAAUUCAUUUAGUCUGGUGCUGCUGGACAAACAGGGAGUGGACAAACAGCGCUACACAUACCCAGUCACAGCAGCAGAGAUCUUCACUAUUAUUGACACCUUCCCCCUGCGCACUGAAGAGGACCUUCUGCAAAAAGAAGCAGGUCAUGGCUGCUAGAUAACUAAACAGUCUACACACACACACACACACACACACACACACACACACACACACACACACACACACACACACACACAAAACACACACACACACACA
Messenger RNA from Tachysurus fulvidraco (yellow catfish), 1518 nucleotides. It is a transcript of the gene srpx, whose product is annotated as sushi-repeat containing protein X-linked. Lineage: Eukaryota; Metazoa; Chordata; Actinopteri; Siluriformes; Bagridae. The transcript is spliced from 10 exons. The record is from RefSeq and is a predicted model, not a curated record. The coding region runs from base 73 to 1419 and encodes 448 amino acids.